Messenger RNA from Prorocentrum cordatum, 432 nucleotides. The record is from the annotation of a GenBank genome assembly. Lineage: Eukaryota; Dinophyceae; Prorocentrales; Prorocentraceae.
GAUGCGGAUUGCCUCGUCCUCAAGCUCGCCGACUUUGGUAUCGCUACCUCAUUCAGGCCGGCGCACACGGCGGGCGGCAUCGGCGGCGCGCCAUCGCACGAGGCGCACAGCGACACGGGAAUGGGCAGCCUUCCCUACAUGGCCCCCGAGCUGCUCGCCGGGGCGCCCCCGGCGACCUCCGGCGACAUGUGGGCCUGCGGGGUCGUCAUCUACGUGAUGCUAUCUGGCGAUCUGCCGUUCGGCGACGACCCAGAGGUGUUGUGCAGCAUCUGCGAGCCUCCCGAUUUCUCAGGCGCGGCGUGGGAUGAGGUCUCCAGCGAGGCAGUGGGCCUCAUCAAGAAGCUGGUGAACAUCGACACGCCCGCGAGGUGGACGGCCAAGCAGGCGCUGCAGCACGAGUGGAUUCCUGGCUCGAGCUCGGGGAGCCCUCAG